Tetranychus urticae (two-spotted spider mite) is the source of this 872-nucleotide messenger RNA. Its product is annotated as peptidyl-prolyl cis-trans isomerase H. Lineage: Eukaryota; Metazoa; Arthropoda; Arachnida; Trombidiformes; Tetranychidae. Gene Ontology annotation, molecular function: peptidyl-prolyl cis-trans isomerase activity; cyclosporin A binding. The record is from RefSeq and is a predicted model, not a curated record. Gene Ontology annotation, biological process: protein peptidyl-prolyl isomerization; protein folding. Gene Ontology annotation, cellular component: intracellular membrane-bounded organelle; cytoplasm.
CAAUUUAAUGCUUUCUGCUGAUUAUUGUUUUGGUUUUGUUUCAAAUGAUUAAAUGCUUGUUCUUGUGUCAUUACAAGGUUUAAUUGAUUAGUAAUUGUAUCAGAAUUGUAUCAAUCGAAAUUUCAGUUUUAGUUCAACUCGAUCUUACACCACAAUAUGUCUUCUUGGAGUCAAAUUCAAUCAUCAUUGAGACAUCCUAAUAAUCCUGUUGUGUUCUUUGAUAUUGCAAUCGGUACAACUGAAGUUGGUCGGGUUAAAUUUGAACUUUUUGCUGAUAUUACUCCUAAAACGGCUGAAAAUUUCAGACAAUUCUGCACUGGAGAGUACAAAAAAGAUGGUGUGCCUAUUGGAUAUAAAAAUUCAUUCUUUCAUAGAGUGAUAAAAGACUUCAUGAUCCAAGGGGGUGACUUUGUCAAUGGAGAUGGUACUGGAUUAAUGAGUAUUUAUGGAGGCAGAUUUCAGGAUGAAAGUUUUGAUUUUAGCCAUGAUUCACCAGGGCUAUUAUCAAUGGCUAAUAGCGGCAAAGAUACUAAUGGGUGCCAAUUUUUCAUUACUUGUGCUCCUUGUGAAUUUUUAGAUGGCAAGCAUGUUGUUUUCGGACGAAUAGUGGAUGGAUUGCUGGUCAUGAGAAAAAUUGAAAACGUUCCCACUGGCCCUAAUAAUAAACCUAAAAUCCAAGUCAUGAUAUCGCAGUGUGGAGAGAUGUGAAUGUUAUUUCAAUAUUUUCAAAAUUUUCUAAUUUUUUACCGAAAACACGGUUUCAUUUAUUCCCAUUGUUAAACGUUUGAUCUCUUUUAAAUAUCUAGGUCCGUUUAGUUGGACAGCAAAACUUCAUCAAUGACAAAUAAAUGAUACGCUUGAAGUUCAUUCAA